Carassius gibelio (silver crucian carp) is the source of this 5284-nucleotide messenger RNA. RefSeq names its product glutamate receptor ionotropic, kainate 2. Gene Ontology annotation, molecular function: transmitter-gated monoatomic ion channel activity involved in regulation of postsynaptic membrane potential; kainate selective glutamate receptor activity. The transcript is spliced from 17 exons. NCBI's taxonomy places the organism in Eukaryota, Metazoa, Chordata, Actinopteri, Cypriniformes, Cyprinidae. The record is from RefSeq and is a predicted model, not a curated record. Gene Ontology annotation, cellular component: postsynaptic membrane; presynaptic membrane; kainate selective glutamate receptor complex. Bases 285 to 3023 code for a protein of 912 amino acids. Gene Ontology annotation, biological process: monoatomic ion transport; synaptic transmission, glutamatergic; modulation of chemical synaptic transmission.
CUGAACACAUGAACUACUGCUCCCACUGUACUCACACUUCAUCAGCCCGAGCUGCUCUCAACAACCGAGGCCACCCGUGCAUGGAUUUCUCCUGGAUUUCCCAUCUCUAACAUGGACGCCCGGUCGGAAGGUUGCUCCUUUGCGCAGUGAGACGGACAUGCGGAGCAUCGCUGAUAUGGAGUGUCCUCUUCUGUCUCAGUGACCAUGCCGUGAUCACAUCGCUGACAAAAACACCUCCAAAGCAGAAAUAAGUGGGAAUCUAACGAUCCAUCCAGGGGAAUGACAUGCAGUGUAUCGCAGGCAUCAUGAAGAUGUGCUCUCCUCUGGUAACUCAUCAGAGAUGGCUUGGGCUGUUGCUGCUCUUACUGUGUGUGGGAUAUUCUCACGGGAUGCCACAUGUGUUAAGAUUCGGAGGAAUAUUUGAAUCCAUUGAAAGUGGCCCAUCUGGUGCUGAAGAACUUGCCUUUAAGUUUGCUUUAAAUACAAUCAACAGGAACAGAACUUUACUGCCAAACACCACACUCACAUACGACAUCCAAAGGAUAAACAUCCACGACAGCUUUGAGGCCUCCAGAAAAGCUUGUGACCAGCUCUCUCUGGGUGUGGCGGCCAUCUUCGGUCCCUCCCACAGUUCUUCGGCCAACGCGGUGCAGUCCAUCUGUAAUGCUCUGGGGGUGCCGCAUAUCCAGACCAAGUGGAAGCACCAGGUGUCAGACAACCGCGACUCCUUCUACGUCAGCCUUUACCCAGACUUCUCCUCGCUCAGCAGAGCCAUCUUAGACUUGGUUCACUUCUUCAAGUGGAAAACGGUCACAGUGGUUUAUGAUGACAGCACAGGUCUGAUUCGAUUACAGGAGCUCAUCAAGGCUCCGUCUCGUUACAACAUCCGAUUAAAAAUCCGGCAGCUACCAGCAGAAACAAAAGAUGCCAAGCCCCUUCUUAAAGAAAUGAAACGAGGGAAAGAGUUUCAUGUGAUCUUUGACUGUGGUCAUGAAAUGGCAGCUGGCAUCCUUAAACAGGCUCUUGCCAUGGGAAUGAUGACGGAGUAUUACCACUACAUUUUUACCACCCUGGAUCUCUUCGCGUUGGAUGUGGAGCCCUAUCGCUACAGCGGGGUCAACAUGACAGGAUUCCGGAUCCUAAACACAGAGAACAGCCAGGUGUCCUCCAUCAUUGAAAAGUGGUCCAUGGAGCGUCUGCAGGCACCUCCUAAACCAGACUCUGGCCUGCUGGAUGGUUUCAUGACAACAGAUGCUGCCCUGAUGUAUGACGCGGUACAUGUGGUGGCCGUGGCCGUCCAGCAGUCUCCUCAGAUCACUGUCAGCUCGCUCCAGUGUAAUCGCCACAAACCCUGGCGUUUCGGAAACCGCUUCAUGACGCUCAUCAAAGAGGCCCACUGGGACGGUUUGACCGGACGGAUAAAUUUCAACAGGACCAAUGGCCUGAGGACAGAUUUCGAUCUGGAUGUGAUCAGCCUGAAGGAAGAGGGGCUAGAAAAGAUUGGGACAUGGGAUCCUGUAAGUGGUUUGAACAUGACGGAAAACCAAAAGGGAAAGGCAGCCAACGUGUCGGAUUCUCUCUCCAACAGAUCGCUGGUGGUGUCCACUAUACUGGAAGAGCCUUACGUGAUGUUCAAGAAGUCAGAUAAGCCUCUAUACGGUAACGAUCGCUUCGAGGGCUACUGCAUCGACCUGCUGCGAGAGCUGGCUGCCAUCCUGGGCUUCACCUACGAAAUACGACUGGUGGAGGAUGGCAAGUACGGAGCGCAGGAAGAGAGCACGGGCCAGUGGAACGGCAUGAUCCGAGAACUGAUGGACCAUAAAGCUGAUCUUGCAGUGGCACCCCUGGCCAUCACGUACGUGCGGGAGAAGGUCAUCGACUUUUCCAAACCCUUCAUGACGCUGGGGAUAAGUAUACUGUACCGCAAACCCAACGGCACCAACCCGGGGGUGUUCUCCUUUCUCAACCCCCUGUCCCCCGACAUCUGGAUGUAUAUUCUGCUCGCUUACUUGGGUGUCAGUUGUGUGCUGUUUGUCAUAGCCAGGUUUAGCCCCUACGAAUGGUAUAACCCCCACCCAUGCAACCCCGACUCGGACGUGGUGGAAAACAAUUUCACCCUGCUAAAUAGUUUCUGGUUCGGAGUUGGAGCUCUCAUGCAGCAAGGAUCUGAGCUCAUGCCCAAAGCCCUUUCCACCAGGAUAGUAGGAGGCAUCUGGUGGUUUUUUACCCUAAUCAUCAUCUCCUCCUACACGGCCAACCUAGCCGCCUUUCUUACCGUGGAGAGAAUGGAAUCGCCAAUCGACUCGGCCGAUGACUUGGCCAAGCAGACCAAGAUUGAGUAUGGAGUGGUGGAGGAUGGCGCUACAAUGACCUUCUUUAAGAAAACGAAGAUCUCCACGUAUGACAAGAUGUGGGAGUUCAUGAGCAGUCGAAGACAUUCGGUGAUGGUGAAGAGCAUCGAGGAAGGAAUUGAACGUGUGCUCACCUCUGAUUAUGCUUUCCUAAUGGAGUCCACCACCAUCGAAUUUGUCACUCAGCGCAACUGCAACCUCACGCAGAUCGGAGGCCUCAUAGACUCCAAGGCCUACGGAGUCGGCACCCCAAUGGGGUCCCCGUACCGAGAUAAGAUCACCAUCGCAAUCCUGCAGCUACAGGAGGAAGGGAAGCUGCACAUGAUGAAGGAGAAGUGGUGGCGAGGAAACGGCUGUCCUGAGGAGGAGAAUAAGGAGGCCAGUGCGCUGGGCGUCCAGAACAUCGGUGGCAUUUUCAUAGUGUUGGCUGCGGGACUCGUCCUCUCUGUGUUUGUGGCAGUUGGGGAGUUUCUCUAUAAGUCCAAACAAAACGCACAGCUGGAAAAGAGAUCCUUCUGCAGCGCCAUGGUGGACGAGCUGCGGGUUUCCCUCAAGUGCCAGCGCCGGCUCAAACACAAGCCGCAGCCGCCCGUCAUGGUCAAAACGGAUGAAGUCAUCAACAUGCACACCUUCAAUGACCGAAGACUGCCAGGCAAAGAGACCAUGGCUUAAAACGGACAGCAGCUCGCUCUUUCUUGAGCUUGGAGAAGGAAACUUCACGGGAAGAAAUUUGGGCGGGGAGGAGGUCGGUUUUCUACACAGGGGAGGGGAUCUUAAAAGUCAUUUCAAUCAAUUAGUUACUGAAACCAACAGCAGAAACGGAAACAUAUUUCCUGUGGAAAUAACUUGAAUCUGGGCAAAAUUUUAGUUACCUCAUCGCUUCAGAUCACCACCAGAGCAAAGACUGACCGGUGCCAGCGUUCAGGGUAACUUUUAGCAGGAAAUACACACACACACACACAGCUAGAGAAGUGGGAUGGAGGGAGGUUUGUCUGCUCACUACAUGCACAUUAUUUUAGGUUUGAUGACACACUUGGCUGUUGUCUGUCCACAGAGAGCAGCUGAGUCCUUUAGAGAAAACGAGGAGAUGUGUCCUGACAAAUAUGGAGGCAAAACAAGGACAGUUUUUUAACACGUACAGUACAUGUGCUACCAUUAGGAGCAAAAAAAAAAAAAAAAAAAAAAACGAAUAAAAAAAAGUACUCAGAAACAAUCAGUUUGCAGCACUCUUUGCUGAGCACCACAGCAAUAUCACUGAAAUCAUUCAACGUCUUUCUCACCCACAAUCACAAGCAGUGGAAGCAGGACAGAGCUACAGGCAAUAUACCGCUUUCAUUUCUAUGUAUUUCCGGGCCCCUGUUGAGCGUCACAGUGACUAAGGGUGAAUCUCACAAAAACGUCUUUGAGCCAAAACAUGAUGGAAUCCAUUUUUUUUUUUUUUGUUUCGAGGACCAUUGCAUUUUUGUGUUUAUUUUACGCUUAACACAUUGCACAACUUAAUAUUUUCUGUCCAAAUUCGCAUUACUCUACAAAAAAAAAAAAAAAAAAAGAGGCAGCAAAAUUUCAUAAGAUGAGGCUUAAAUUGUCCAUGCAUAUUUAUUAAAAUGAUUAAUAUUAUUGUUUUUUGUUGUUCUAAAUGUGAACCUCUCAACUUUUAAAUGUAGUACUGUAAUGCAUCUACAUUUUUUUUUACACUUAUUAGUGAUUCUCAUUACAGUAUGUUAUAUUCUAGAGAAUAUAGAAUCUAGACAUCGGUAAGCAUAAAUGAAACAGUACAACAAAUGGUAAAAACCAAAGUAUUUUUAUAUAUUACAGUAGUUUUUUUUUUUUUUUUUUUUUUUUUUUUUUAAGAGAGGUAAAUGUCUUGGACUGUCAUGACAAUAAUAUCACAAACAAUAAAUAAAAGUAAUGGUCCUAAAAUAGGCUUCUUUUCAAAUAUAUUGAUAUUCAUUAGUUUAAUUUUAAUUUGUGCUGAAAUAAAUUUCAUGAGAUUCAUCCGAAAACCUCUCCAAAAAUUGGAUGAGUGAACUCGAAACAAAUUCCAACCAUUGCGAUACAUUUAUUCAAGCAUCUAUCAUUUGGUUUACAAAUGUUUUCAUUUUUUCUUUCUUCAUUUCUAUGAUGAAAAUAAAAUUUCACAUCUGUUUUUUUUUUUUUUUUUUUUUUUACCACAUUUCAUUUCAGGUUAAUGUUUGUACUUUGUGAAUUUGAUUUCAGAAAAAAAAAAGAAUCCUCAUGUGAACUUGUGCAAAUGUAAAAUUUCUAUAAAAAAUAAUAAUAAGGUGUUUUGUACAAUUAAAGAAUAUCAACAUUUUGUAAUAAUUUUUAUCAACACAAUCAUUGGCAUCUCUCUCUUGAUACGGGGGUGGCCGCCCUGUUGAAUCGCCACACCAGAAUUGAAGGUCGCCAUGGCCCCUGGGACCGAUGCGCUUCCGCAUGGAUGAGCCCCAUGUGACGGAACACAUCCAGGAUCACAUCACCUGGCCUCCAUCAGGAUGAGUUUGCGCCAGGGUUCAUGAUAGGCGCACACAGGACGGGGAAGUGCCAAGCAUGCCUGGUAGUGUUUAUGUGACAAACACACACAUUUUGGACAGAUCCUAUUUUUAUCAUGUAAAGGAAUCAUAUUUAAAGAAAGAUAUUUUUACUUGAGAUAAAUAGAUAUGAGAAAACUGAUUCAGAAGUGUGAAACAAACAUAUAUAGAAAGUGAAGAGGACUGCUAAAAUGCUUCAUAUUCAAUGCCCCCGGUUUCUAAUAGACUGCUAGUACUCAGUGCCGAGACGUUGUGUGUAAAUGGUUUCAAAUGGAUAAGAUGUAUUUAAAGAUUUUUUAGAUACAAACUAAUUUUGACCAUAUUGUGUAAACAAAAUGAAGUGCACACAGUUUCCUGUCUAAAGUUGAUGCACAAGUUUAAAGGAAGUAAUUAAAAAAAUGU